UUUGUCUCCAAAACGCCAGAUGGCGCUGUGAGAGCUUUUUUCCCUCGAGCUUCGCGUUUCCGCUUUCUCCUUGACACUGGGCUGUAGUUGGCUAAGAGAAACCAAACGUAUAUGUUUCUCUAAAACAGGCAGAGGUGUUACAAAGUAGCUUUACAAAUGGCAGCAUUACCCGGAGUAAGGGCUCUCCAAAGGCUUCAUCAACCAGGGACAUUUCAGCGGUGCUUUGGGCUCAUCCCAGUACAGUUGACACCAACCUGUCUUCCCAGGAGGCUUUGCACUGCUCCUACAGGUAGUAAGGAGCGAAAGCAGCCGGACACCCCAGAGAAUGUAUCGCUGGUGGAGAAUCUGACCCUAAUGGGAGUUGACUUGAAGAUGGCACGCCUGCGUCAGCCCGGGGUGCUUCGUAAAGCCUUCACAAAUGAGCAAGCUGUCGCUCUCUUUUUGGACAAAAAAGGUGCCCCUACUAACACAAUCGCCAGCAUCAUAUCCCGUUGUCCUCGCACUAUCACCCGCUCCGUUCAACACCUAGAACAGCGCUGGGAGGUGUGGAGAAAGAUCUUCAAUACUGAUGACGAAAUUGUGAGCAUCCUGUAUCGCUCACCUGAGUAUUUCUUUCGCUCCAGUAAUAUUGCUAACUUGGAUAACAACAUCACUUUUCUCACCUCGCUGGGACUGAACACCAAAGACCUCCAUCGUCUGCUGACCACAGCGCCGCGGACAUUCUCCAACAGCUUAGAGCUGAACAAGCAGAGGGUGGCCUUUCUGAAAGAAAUAUGUGCCGAACUUGGCGGGAAGAAUCCAGAGCAGUUUCCUAAAGUUUUAAUAUCCAGAGACUUUUACAUUCUCACCAGAAGCACGAAGAAUGUCAGGACAAAUAUCGACUUCCUUAGAGCUUCUCUUACGUUGAGCAAUUCAGAACUGCUCAACCUCUUUCAAAGGACUGGAGCAAAAAUGCUGUACCUUCCUAGUGAAUAUCUGAAAAAUAAUGUUCAAAGUCUUGAGCAAAAGAUGGUAGCACUUGGCUGUCAGAAAGCUGGCAUGAAGGAACUAAUCCUCAGCUCUCCAAUAGUUCUGCUCUUUGGGCAGGACAGGCUCAGCACUAAACUGGACUGUCUGUUAAAAGGGGGAAUAACAAUGAAGCAGAUAAUGGGAAAGCCCAAAUUGUUACAUUUCAGAACACAGAACAUCUUAGGGCGACUAGAGGAGCUGAAGAGAGUGGGAUAUGACUUUCAGGAGAAAGGCAUCAACGUCCUGGACUCUAGCCAAAAGUGCUUUGUUGCAAAGAUUGCAAGACUUGAUGCCUGAGGACAGAAUAUAACUUUGUUAUAUGAUGUUACAUCAUUGUGGAUGCUGCUUUUACUUGGGCUUGCUUUACAAACAUGUUUUGUUCAUUUAGUAAGUAGAAUAUGAUUUCUGACUUUUGGAUGUCUCUUUUGUAACACUGGUUUGGUUUGGCUAUGACAAACAUGUUCCCUGAUUAAUCAUAAGGUCUGUAAAAUAAGGAAAAACUAAAUCACAGUAUGAUGUUCAAAGUUCUUGUUUUGUCCAACCAAUUAUCCAAAAACACAAAGACAUUUUAUUUUUCUAUCACAACUAGUGCAGCAAAUGCUUACAAUUGAGAAACUUGCUGCUUCAAUGUUCUGUCAAUUGACUGACUGUUUGAGUUCUAAUAGCUAGUCAUUUAUUGUUAAAGAUUGUACUUUUGUACCACUGACACCUGUUAAGAAAAUCCUCUUCCAUUGAUUUGAUCAUUUUAUUUCUUCAUCAUGUAUACAUUUCAUGUUGGAGAGUUGCUCUUAGAAUUCAUGUGAGGAUACAAUCUCGAAAUAAAAGUGAUCUGACUGUUACAA
Molecule: messenger RNA, 1850 nt
Organism: Trematomus bernacchii (emerald rockcod)
Lineage: Eukaryota; Metazoa; Chordata; Actinopteri; Perciformes; Nototheniidae
Product: transcription termination factor 1, mitochondrial-like
Exons: 2
Coding region: 157-1305 (382 amino acids)
Biological process (GO): termination of mitochondrial transcription; regulation of DNA-templated transcription
Cellular component (GO): mitochondrial matrix
Molecular function (GO): double-stranded DNA binding
Source: RefSeq, a predicted model, not a curated record